Messenger RNA from Fusarium sp. VM40, 1137 nucleotides. Lineage: Eukaryota; Fungi; Ascomycota; Sordariomycetes; Hypocreales; Nectriaceae. The record is from the annotation of a GenBank genome assembly.
AUGGCCGCUCAAGUCAUCACCCCGAACCCGUGUGCAGGGGCUAUCCCAAGCAGUACAUCGGAUCACAACUCCAAGCCUGUAUCAAAUGGCCCUUCUCCUAAUGCAGCAUCUUCGGGAGAUCUGCUCUCAGAGAAUCUGGUCAAUCAAAUGCAAACCAUAUUCGGCAAUCAUCCCGGCUAUCGAACAACACACGCCAAAGGUCUUCUUGUAGAAGGUGUCUUUACGCCUACCAAAGAGGCCAAGACCCUCUCCACUGCUGCCCACUUCAACAACCCCUCCACCAAAGUGAUUGCUCGGUUCUCGGUCGGCGGUGGGAUUCCUCAUGUUCCCGAUACUGCAUCAGCCGCCACACCAAAGGGCAUUGCUAUCCGUUUUCAGAUCGACGAUAAUACGCACACUGAUUUGAUCGCGCAUUCCUUUAAUGGAUUUGCCACUCGCAACGGAGAGGACUUCUUGGCGUUUCUCAAGCUCGUCAGUGCUGACGGACACGCCGAGGCAAUGCUCAAAAAGGCCAAAGCUGGCGGUGGCGACUCGUCUAAAGAAGAGAAGCUUUACAAACAAGCCCACGAUGCCUUCUUGUCUUUCCUUAGCAAGUCUGAGCAUAAGUCUGCCGCAGUUUUCGUACAAUCUGAGAAACCCAACCCUCAUAACUACGGCACUAUCACAUACUACGAGCCCAACACUCACGUCUUGACCAACAAAGAGGGCAAGACUACAAAUGUUCGCUAUCGCCUAGACCCUGCCGACGGAGAGCAUCUCUACUCUCAAAAGACACCCGAGGACAAGCAGAAGCUUGCUCAGCUUGGGAUCAACUACCUGGAAGAUGACCUCCAGCAGCGAUUUCCAGACAAGCCAAUCGUCCUCACCAUCCAAGCGCACAUUGCAGGUCCCGACGAUGUGUUGGAUGAUGCAACCACGCCAUACGCAAGCAAGAGUUUUGUUCCUGUCGGCAAGCUUGAGAUCAACAAGGUUUCGGAUGACAACGCUGCUAAGCAGCAGCAGAUCGCAUUCCAUCCUAAUCCUGAGAAGGGUGGUAUCCAGGGCAUCAAAUCAUCUGAUGACCCUCUAAUUCAGGCGCGAAAGGGUGUUUAUUGGAUCAGCUCGGAGCAGCGACGAAGUGAGAAGCAGGUUGAGUAA